UCCUGCCGAUCGUAUUCCAAUUCCAACAGACGGGACGUAGGUUUCGGACCAUCUCGGCAGUGGCUUUUUGCCUCCUGCUCGCUGCGUAUUCGCCCUUUUUUCUGCUCUCAUUCUCCUUCGUCCUUUCUGUCGUCCAGGUUGUUUAUCGAUCCAAGUCUUCUUCGUCUACCUAAUUCUCCCAAUUCUGUCGCUUAUCCUCGCGGUUUGUUUUAUUUUAUUUUAUUUUAUUUUAUUUUCUCAGCGCUUUCGUCUGUGAAUUCAACCACGCAGCCUCGGUAUACUCGGGUCCACGACGGUGUCUCGGCAUUUGUGGCUUUGCACGUUUCCUGGCACCAUCGAAACAAUCAUUGCGACACUAGUACUCGAUUAUGCGACUCCGAAGGGCCGCCCGUGUCAUUCUCGUCGGUGCGCCGGGCGUUGGCAAAGGGACUCAGUCUGAGCGACUCCUCCAGCGCUUUCCUGAACUCCAAUCCAUUAGCACCGGAGACCUCCUCCGUCACAAUGUCAAAGCUCGGACGCCCCUCGGCAUCAAAGUCGAGCACACCAUGAAGGCCGGCGGGCUAGUCGCCGACGACCUGAUCAUGCGCCUUAUCUCCAACGAACUAUACAAAAGGGGCUGGCUGCGCAGGCCAGGAGACCCCGAGGUCAUGACGCUUUCCUCCACCGCCACGACGACCGAGCCGCAUUGCUUUGGCGCACUACCCCUCGACGAUUGGAUCACCAGCGCCGCUGCCCUCAACGAACAUACCCCGCCAGUCGCAUCCGAGGACCCUUCUGCCUCGUUUCUCCUCGAUGGGUUCCCUCGAACAGUUGCCCAAGCCCGCACCUGCGACAAGAUCAUCCCCAUCAACCUAGUCAUUUCGCUCAAGACGCCCAUCGACGUUGUCAUUGAGCGCAUCACGAGCCGGUGGGUCCACGAGCCCUCGGGCCGCGUGUACAACACCACUUUCAACGCCCCGAAGGUAGCGGGCGUCGACGACGUGACAGGGGAGCCGCUCACUCAGCGACCAGACGACAAUGUGGACGUGUAUAAGGAACGGUUCCGCAAGUUCCAGGAGACAAGCGAGCCGCUCCUCGAGCACUAUGCCAAGAAAGGCGUGCUCUGGGAAGUCGAGGGCAUGACCAGCAACGAGAUCACCCCCAAAUUAUACGAGGAAUUUGAGCGACGCUUUGCCUAGUGACUCUUGUCUUCAUCUAGUUGUAGUUUUGUUUUAUUCCCCUUUUAUUUUUCUUGUUCCCUAACGCUUUUUGUACACUGUUCUUUGGAGUUUCAGAUGGCAGGCGGAGAAGAGGCAGCUUCCUCUUUGGAUAUGGACGGACCGGAGGCGUGAACAAUGUGGUGCCCCUUACGUACAAUGGGUUGACUUAUGAGCAAAGACUCUGGACGGCGUUCGAACUGUAGAGGUAUGCUUUGAGUGAUCAACGCGCCUCGUAUUGAAUUUCACACAUGGCUGUACAUACUUUCCAUUCAGUUUGGGGUUCGCCUCAGCAAGUGUAUCUAGAAACCAGCUCUAUCAACGUCUUGCUCUGGCUUCUCUCUAGCCAGCGUGCUUCUAGAGCUGCCAACGGGAGUUGCGGAAAGUUGCUUAACAUGCUUAUACAUGCUACUUCCACUCAGACGCCCAGAUCUCUCGCCAUAACCCCCCUUCU
Molecule: messenger RNA, 1650 nt
Organism: Sodiomyces alkalinus F11
Lineage: Eukaryota; Fungi; Ascomycota; Sordariomycetes; Glomerellales; Plectosphaerellaceae
Product: adenylate kinase
Exons: 2
Coding region: 369-1178 (269 amino acids)
Biological process (GO): nucleobase-containing compound metabolic process
Cellular component (GO): cytoplasm; mitochondrion
Molecular function (GO): AMP kinase activity; ATP binding
Source: RefSeq, a predicted model, not a curated record